AUGUGGACCGACUCGCCGCGCUCCUCGUCCUCCCUGGAAGACCCCAAAGAGGCCGCGCUGCUCCUCUCUUCCCCAUCGCCCACAAAACGCCGCUAUCUCACCCGGCGCAACCUCCUGCUCGCCAUCCCAGUGCUCUCGGUCAUCAUUUUUAGCGUCAUCUUCUUCCCGGUCCACUUCGUGCAUCGCGCAACGAAGGAGUCUGUAGAUGCAUACGCACGUUCCAACCCGCCCUUGAGGAAGACGGCCGUCGGCGAGGUGUGGCAGCAAGCCGUCAAGUUUACCGACCUCAGCGACUUUCGGAUCAAGUACUACUCGAGUGGGCAGAACAACAGCCGGGUGCUGCCAGGAUUGCCUGCGAGUGCGCUGGAGAGGAGAGACGUGAGUAGGGCGAGGAGGGAGCGCCGUCAGGACUCGUCGACGUCAACGCUUCCUGCACGCACCUCAACGACCUCUGCAUCCACCUCUUCAUCCACCUCUACGACCUCAUCAGCUGCAACAACAGCCUCGUCGGUGGCAGCAGUUUCGUCGGACAGCGUUCUGCAAAUCUUCUAUCCAGCACACUCCUACUCGCCCUCCGUCAACCCGGUUGGCGGCACGCAAUUCUACGCUUUCACCCCGUUUGACUUGUCUCAAGCAACAUCCGUGACGCUCAACUACUCUGUCUACUUCCCGUCCAACUACACCUUUGUCCAGGGUGGCAAACUCCCGGGUCUCUACGGGGGUGCGGAGGGCUGUGGUGGGGGAAACAACGCCAGUGACUGCUGGAGCAGCCGCAUGGCCUGGCGGACCGAUGGCGCGGGGGAACUCUACGCCUACCUCCCCCAAGCCAAACAGAACACAUCCGCGAUGCUAGCCGUGCCCCCCAAGAGCUACGUCAACAGCGACUACGGCAUCUCGCUCGGCCGCGGCAGCUUCAGCUACGCCACCGGUGGCUGGACCAACAUCUCCCAGACCAUCACACUGCAGCAGGGCAAGGGCAAGCGAAAUGGCGUGUUCGAUAUCAAAGUGGAUGGGAAGCAGGUGAUCUACUAUGAUCAGGUGUACUAUCCGAGGGGCAUCAAGGGCAUUUUGUUCUCGACGUUCUUUGGCGGCGCUACAGAGGAUUGGGCGACGCCGGUGGAUCAGUACUCGUACUUCAAAGGGUUUAGCGUUCGGAUCAACGCGCUGAGGUAG
Molecule: messenger RNA, 1173 nt
Organism: Kalmanozyma brasiliensis GHG001
Lineage: Eukaryota; Fungi; Basidiomycota; Ustilaginomycetes; Ustilaginales
Exons: 1
Coding region: 1-1173 (390 amino acids)
Source: RefSeq, a predicted model, not a curated record